Messenger RNA from Teleopsis dalmanni, 692 nucleotides. RefSeq lists its product as uncharacterized. The coding region runs from base 149 to 538 and encodes 129 amino acids. The transcript is spliced from 2 exons. NCBI's taxonomy places the organism in Eukaryota, Metazoa, Arthropoda, Insecta, Diptera, Diopsidae. The record is from RefSeq and is a predicted model, not a curated record.
GAUAACUUCACUUAUUGCAUGUAAACAUUUUGUAGAUUAAAUAUUAAAUUCAUUGUGUUUAAAAAUUUUUUGAGUCACUAAAUCACUUCAACAGAUCUUUUUGUUGUAACAUAAAUUCAAAAUUUUUGUAGUUAUAAGAUCUCUCAAAAUGUUGUCUAAUUGGGAUAUAGAUGCAAAGAUAAGUUCUUUAAAAGAAGCGCGUGAGAAUACACGUAUAUUUGGUAUUGAUGCGCUAUUGACUCCAAUAAAAUCAGAACUGGGUGUGGUACAAAAUAUAACUUUCAUACAACGUCAGGGACGUAUGCGAGAACUUUUUAGAAAAGAAAAGAAAGCAUACGAAGAGGAGCUAGCUAAGUUGGGUAAGGGUACUUGGCGAAUGAAUACGUCGAAACAUGGUAAGCCUGAAUGUUUUCCUGCCCAAGGUACAAUUAGCACUGAUAUAACUAGAUAUGGGUUUCUGCAUAUACCUAUCGAACAGCUACCAACACGCCGUAGAAGCAGUUUCUCAAAAACUGCUGAUACUCAAUCACAAAUUUGAGUUCUUGAGAUUAUACUAAUAAAGGUAUGCGCUGCGAUAAGUGGUAACGGCAGAAAUCGAUGAGGUUUGCACAACGAAAUAAAAGUUAUGGUAUGGAAAAAAUAUUGUUAAAAUAUACAUCGCUUUGUUCCCAACUUUGGAUCAAAAUUUAAUU